AAAUUUUUUUAAAUUAAUGCAUAAGUAAAUGUCGUCGGUUUGUAUCGUUAAACAACUACAAAAAGUGAUAUACACAUAGUAAACUGUAGUAUUUGGAAAAUAGCAGUAGCGGUGGCAGCAAAAGGACGCAGGUCAAUAGUGCAACCGGAAAGACGAAAUCGAAUUGGAAGCAUCAACUUUUGCUACGCUGCCAGGCCAGCGUUCAGUUUGUGGUUGGUGUGUGCGUGUAUGUGUGUGUGUGCAUACAGCAGCCAAGCCAAACAAACAAACUACAUUUAUAUAGAAACAAAGCAGCAAGCGAUUGAAUAGUAUAAGUAGCAAAAUAUAAAAAAUUAAAAAAAAAAAAAACAAAAAGCAAAUAUAAAAAUCUCGUGGUCGCGCGUGUGUGUGUGAGUUUAUUACUGCGCGUGCGGCAGAACGAUUUGGGUUUUCUUGUUUUAUUGCACGCCCGAAAAGAUCUGCAUACAUUCAUUUUCGUUCCACACUCGUCUAGAAGCGUGCUACAGCCGAAAACAGUUGCUGGCUACUCGUACGCCUAAAAGCAGACCUUAAUGCCAGAAAAAUAGAGCGUUGAAAUUUUUGAAACAUUAAGUAAUUAAAAGUGACAAAUACAAUUUUUACGAUUUUCUCCAUUGGCUGCAUAAUUUUCGUGUGAUUUUUUAUUGUAGUAUAUUCUUGUACAUAUAUUGUUGUUGUUUGCGUGUGCGCUGCGUCAGCCGUUCAGCGAGCAACAUCGUCAUAUGGUGUGCGGUUUGUGGGUGUCAUCAGUGGCCUUUAACGCCCUCUGCACAUAUAAAAGCAAAACACCAGUAUUCAAAGGAGCGCCGCCAACUCCACCUCAACGGAGCAAGUCGGUUAGUUCGUGCAUGAAUUCACAUAGGCGAUACUUAAGUCAUAGGACUUCAAAAUUUUCCAGUAAUAGACAUCGGAAACUGCAACCUUUUAGAGAAACGUGAGCCAAUCGCACAUCAUUAGGCACCACGUUUUCCAAUUUUUCCAAAUAUUUAUAAACUAUAAUUGUAAUCCAGAUAUCUAGCAGCAACAAACAUAUAGCACUAAAACUGAUAAAUGUAAAAAAAAAAAACUUAAAAAAACAUCUUUCAUAAGAUACCCAAAAAAAUCCACAAAUAUAUUAAAAAAAGCCCAAAAAUUCACUUUCAAUCAUAAAAGUGGGGUGAAAAUUGCAUAAAUUUAAAAAAAAAGCUGGAGAACCGUUAAGCAGAAUAAGAAAAACAACCACAUCAAAAAUCAAUAUCAACAGUCAAGUACUGUAAAAUAAUCGGGCUAUUUGUAAUAGCGAAUUGAGUUUUGAUUGAAAAUUGAAGUAGAGUCCAUACACAAACAACAACAAAAACAACAGCCGUUAAACAACAAAUCACAGCAAUAAUAAAAAACCUAUAAAUAGUGGAGCAAAGCACCCGCAGCGGAUAUCGUAAAAAUCGCCGUAGCAGCAGCAAAAUAGCACCAAGAGGAAGCACCAAAGCUACUGUCAUAAUUAAUAACAAAUACAAAGCGCCAAUUAAAGUAAUAAGAAAAACGAACUUCAUGAAUUUAUCAAUAAAGAAGUACAAUAAAUCAAAAAAUAAAAAUUUAAGUCCCCUAACGUCUUCGGCAUCGUCUUGGAGGGCGUUUCGGUUCUACGACGUCGAAGCGACUGCAUACAACGAACAGCAAGUGUACGCCGCAGCCACUACCAUAAUUGGAGCAGCAGGAGUCGGUACAGCUGCCGUAGGAUCAGCAGCUAAUUUACUGAUGUUCAGUGCUAUCAAUUGGUCACCUUGUUGAGGUUGAAGCUGAAUGUAAAAGCAAGCAACGUUGGCUCGAAAACGAAAGCAGCUAAACGAAGUGCCGCCGUAUCGUAUGCGAGUGUUGUCGGAAAUAUCGCUAAAGCAGAAAUCAAAAGCAAAAUUUCUCAGCUGAAUCUGUAGCGUCGAUUCAUCCAUUCUGAUUUUUAUAUGAAAGCUACAACUAGAUCGGUAGCAGCAGCAGCAACAGCAGUAAAAACAAAAGUCACACAAGACAGCAAAGUGUGAGCCGCAAAUUAAAGAUCCCAUAAAAAUAAAAUAAAACAAAAACACCGCGUCGAAAGCAAAAGCUAAGCGUUUUCGCCGACGUUCCAGUUUAAAAGAAUAUUGCCAAAUCUACGCACAACACGUGGCGCGAUUUAUUAUUACCAACUCUGAACAUUUACAAUUCUUCUAUACGCAAAAACAAGAAAACUCAAAUCAAAGGCCACCAACAACAAUCAUCAAUUUUAAAUCAUAAAAACCAUUAAUAAUAAAAACCACAAACAGCUCAUUUUGACACUUAAGGAGACGGAUAGUAAAAGAAAAAGGCAAAAAUGGGUUCCGUCAAUGUGAAUCGUAAUGUCACCGACAUUUUCUAUCGCUACAAAAUGCCACGUUUGCAGGCUAAGGUCGAGGGCAAAGGUAACGGUAUUAAGACCGUAAUUGUCAAUAUGGCUGAAGUGGCACGCGCCAUUGGACGCCCGGCCACCUAUCCGACCAAGUAUUUUGGCUGCGAAUUGGGCGCUCAAACCCAAUUCGACUAUAAGAAUGAACGUUUUAUUGUGAAUGGAUCGCACGAUGCCUGCAAAUUGCAGGAUUUACUCGAUGGCUUCAUACGCAAAUUCGUCUUGUGUCCAGAAUGCGAUAAUCCUGAGACCGAUUUAACCGUUUCAGCUAAGAAUCAAACCAUUUCGCAAGCAUGCAAAGCUUGCGGCUUCCAUGGACUCUUAAAAGUCAACCACAAGGUGAACACUUUCAUUUUGAAGAAUCCGCCGACAGUGAAUCCGGCCGCACAAGGCUCUUCACUGACCGAGGGCAAGCGCUCGAAACGUGGCCAAAAGAAGAAUGGCGAGAAUGGUGUAGAAGGUGGUGAAAAGGGUGCUAGCAAUUCGGGUGGUGAAUCGGAUGGCGGUAGCGGCAACCAGGCCAGUCAAACUGAGGCCGAAAUAAGUGCUGCCAUACCGGAGAAAAAUGGUGAUGAUGAUGAUGACGAUGCUAACUGGAGUGUUGAUGUGUCGAAGGAAGCCAUUCGCGCUCGCUUGCAAGACCUUACCGACGGAGCCAAGGGUAUGACCAUUUCUGAUGAUUACGACAAGACCGAAAAGGAGCGCAUUGACAUCUUUUAUGAGCUGGUGAAAAAGAAGCGUGAUGCUGGUGAACUCGACUCGGUAGCCGUACACAAGGAGUUGAUGAUCGAAGCGGAACGUUUGGAUAUAGUGCACAAGGCUACGCUUGUUCUAGCCGAACUGCUCUUCUCCGACAACAUAACGCAAGAGGUGCGCAAAAAUCGUAUUCUCUUGCUGCGCUUCACACACAAUAAUCCCAAAGCUCAACGUUAUCUUAUCGGCGGUUUGGAACAGAUAAUCGCUUUGCAUUCGGCCAAAUUGAUGCCCAAGGUAGCUGGUAUCUUCAAGCUAUUUUACGAUUCGGACAUACUUGAGGAGAAGUCCAUAUUGGAGUGGUCGCAGAAGGUUAGCAAGAAAUACGUUUCGAAGGAUGUAGCCACGGAGAUACACGAAAAAGCCAAACCCUUCAUACAAUGGCUCAAGGAGGCCGAGGAAGAGGAAUCCUCUGAGGAGGAUGAGAAUGAUUCCGAUGUAGAGAUUGAGUAUAAUGAUCGUGCACGUGUAGAGCCUUUGAAGGCUGCCGCUGUAGCUACUGCGGCCAAGAAGAUUGUCGACGACGAUGAUGAGGGUGAAGAAAUCGACAUUGAUGACAUCUAAAAAGGGCGAUAAGAAAGAAAUAGCAAACAAGAAAAUAAUAACAACAACAACAUUUGUGCGCAGUUCGAAGUGUAGCGGCGCAGCAGCAGAAAAAAAAACUUUCUUCGUUUUUCGUUAACGCAAAUGCAGUUUUUAAAAUGUCUUUUCAUGAAUUUUUUUUGUUUUUUGAAAUUCAGAUUUUUUAGCUUUCAUGCGCUCCCGCUACUAAGUUUUGUGUAGUGUAUGUGCGUGCGUAUGUCUUGUGUGUUCUUAUCACGUUGCUACUCAUACGCCACCUUGCAUUUUUAAUUGCUCUUAUUUAUUCCAUUACCUGGCGUAAUGCUUUUUCGCGGAGUCAAGGUUUAGAAAGUGGCUCAAGCGGCCCUUGCUUUUCAUUACAAUACAACACUUAACUGCUGCAAACAUUUUCGUUUGCUUAUUUUUCUAAUUGAUCUUGGAUUAUUAUUUUUUGAUUUAUGAAUUUGUUUUUUUUUUUUAAUUUAUGCUUUUUUGCGUUUAUAACAUUUAUACUUAUUUGUAACGGCAGAAAAACGACAUAGCUUCGAUUUUGCACACACACAAUCAAACCAACAAAACGAAACAAAAAAUUAAAAAAAAAAUCAUUCACAAGCUCAGUAAAUUUAUAUAAAUAACUGUAAACCAAAAUAUUUUUGAAUAGUAGGUUAAUAUGUCAACUCUAAACACACAAAUUUCCAAUAUUGUUCUGUCUCUACGCUUUCCACGCGAUAGGAACGCUUAGUGCUCACUUUUCCGAAAAAUAUCCGGACAGAAAUAGAUAAGCUGUUGCAGGUAGUUAAAGCAUACAAAAAUACUUAGAAUGCGUUGACGGCCGGUGAUUAAACCGUACCAGCAGGGCUGGAUGAACUGCUACAGCAGCAGAACAACAACAACUUGGAAUCGAAACUGUUCAACCUAACAAGGAAAAGAGUGCAGUAGCAGGGCUUUUGCGUUUUUCAAAGAACUGUCGUAAAUUUUAAAAUUUAUUAUGCAAGUAAAAAUGUAAAAAAAAAAUUAUGAAAAUAAAAAUACAAAAAAAUUCUAUGAAUAAAUAAA
Molecule: messenger RNA, 4783 nt
Organism: Anastrepha obliqua
Lineage: Eukaryota; Metazoa; Arthropoda; Insecta; Diptera; Tephritidae
Gene: eIF5
Product: eukaryotic translation initiation factor 5
Exons: 5
Coding region: 2342-3730 (462 amino acids)
Biological process (GO): translational initiation; formation of cytoplasmic translation initiation complex; formation of translation preinitiation complex
Cellular component (GO): cytosol
Molecular function (GO): eukaryotic initiation factor eIF2 binding; GDP-dissociation inhibitor activity; translation initiation factor activity
Source: RefSeq, a predicted model, not a curated record